Messenger RNA from Cladocopium goreaui, 1971 nucleotides. NCBI's taxonomy places the organism in Eukaryota, Dinophyceae, Suessiales, Symbiodiniaceae. The record is from the annotation of a GenBank genome assembly.
AUGGCCGUGUGCCAUUGGACGAAGCAGGCAAAUCGAAAGCCGAUGGACGUUGGAUUGUGGGAUCGAAGAUAUUCUAAGCAAGGUUUUGCAUAUGGAAGAGACCCCAACGAGUUCCUGCUUGAGGUGGCGGACUUGAUGCCGACCAGCGGCAAAGCGCUGUCGCUGGGUGAGGGGGAGGGGCGAAAUGCAACGUUUCUCACAAAACGUGGUUUGACAUGUACGGCCGUUGACAUCUCCAAAGUUGGGCUGUCGAAGGCUCGGCGGCUUGCCGAAGAGCAAGGUAUCAAGAUCAAAACCGUGGCUGCUGAUCUUGCCAAUUUCGAUUUUGGGGUAGAUAGUUGGGACCUCAUCAUCUCCAUUUUUUGCCAUUUUCCAGCGGAUGUGCGCUGGCAGGUCCAUAGGUCAGCUGCAAAGUCUUUGCGACCAGGAGGCAUUGUUGUGGUGGAAGCAUUCACCCCCGAGCAGCUCAAGUACAACACAGGAGGACCUCCAGAUUUGGAGCGUUUGGUCACUCCCAAGAUGCUACAAGAGGAUUUUGAGGGUCUGGAGGUGCUUCGUUGCGAGCAGAAAGAGCGCGCUGUGGUAGAGGGGACGUAUCAUACAGGCCUUAGUUCUGUUGUACAGUUUGUGGGUCGAAAGAGCCUUUCAACGAAGGAAUGGAAGCUGGACAAAGUGUCGCAAUACCAGAUGCGUAUUGACCAGGCAAUCUCGGACAUGCAGGACGCCGGUGGCUCCUUCAUCUCCAACAUUUUUCCAGCUCCAAAGGAUCCCUUUCUUUCUGUUGCUCGGCACGCUCUUGGGCACACGAUCCAGGCCAGCAAAGAAACAGGACAAUGCCGCUACUGUUGGCUUCUAGAGGAAGAUUGUGUGUGCGCUCAGAUGAGAGAGCAGGCUGCUUUGACAUGUGGGCCGGUGCAGUGGGCACUAUUGUGUCAUCCACUGGAAUUUAUGCGCUCCAGCAGUAGUGGAAAGCUUCUCGCCUCUGUGCUUGGGGGAGAGUUUCUUGUUUUCGGUGUGCAAGAACACGAGGACAUUCUUGACAAGGUCCUUUCCGACAGUGGGACGAGGCUUUUGCUUCCGGGUGAUGGCAGCAGGAGGUUGAAGGAUUGGUUGUCCGAAGAUCAAGUCAUUCCCUCAGAGAGUGUUGGCACUGGCAGCGGGAGCCCCAUUCUGACUUUGUUGGUCCUUGAUGGAUCUUGGGAUCAGGUGCGAGCUUUGGAGCGAGAGCUUGCAGAUAGAAGAAGCGCCAUGGGCCAAAGGGACCCUUUGCCUCGUAUCAGGCUAGAUGAUGCUGCAGUGGAGAGUUUUCACUCUCCGCUCAUUGAUGCUCUCAAGCCAGGGGCAGGUAAAGGUCGGCUGUCCACCUUCGAAGCUUGUGCUUUGUUCCUACGAGAAGCUGAGGAUUGCUUGUGCGUUCCACGUGGGACAUGGAAGGAAGCGUUGAAGGGGCUCGACCCUAUGGUUCGUGUUCUACAGAGGCAAUUGCAGCUUCCGCCUCCUCCUGGCGAAGCACUUGAGCUUGAAAUGCUGAUAGCUGCCUUGCGUGCAGUUGCUUGUACAGCACCAUUGCAAGAUGGCCUGCGACGCUGCAGUGUUUGUGGUGCUGCAUUCGCAACACCGCUGCGUAUGCGGGAUCAUCUUGGCGGCCGUCGACAUUGCACUGCUGUGGCCAUGCAAUUUUCCAGUGAGAAGGGUCUGAGUUCAUCGCCCAUUGACAGGGAAGAGGCCAGUAAGAUCUUUGAAUCCUACAGCACGGUGCCACUGUCCCGAUGUCGUCCUGAGCCACCUGAUGUGGCCCUUGUGAAGUUGAAGAACGAAGGGCUGCUGAACCGAGAGCAGCAGAGCGGGAAAAGAACUGGCAGGGAGUUGUGCCAGUUGCGCUUCUGCUUUGGUUGCCAGAGGUCUUGGUGUUUGGGGAUUACAGGAUCUUACAUCGGAUCUCAGGAAGGUUCUGGAAGGGAUCUGUUCUAG